AUGGAAAAUUCUUUAGAAAAUUCUUAAACUAAAGUUUAUUCUGAUUCUAACACUGAAUCUAUAGAAUCAGCACCUCUAGACUCAUUUGUUAAAGAUUUGACUGAGGUAUUACCUAAGGUAUCUAAAUUUUGUUGGUUAAAGGUACAUCUAUAGGAAAAUUAGAUUGAGGAAAUCAAGGAGGAGUAAAAGUAGUCUGAUGAGUUUUAUGCUGCUUUAAAUCUGGAUGAAUUGCAGCAUAAAGCAGAUGAACAAGAUUAGACCAAAGAUGAAAAUGAUGAGUUCAAAGAUGCCAAGGAUAAGAUUGAAAUUUUUUACGAUAAAAGAAAUGAGGCAAAAAAGGAAUUCUCUAAAGCUAUAGAAAUUAAGCCUGAUUAUGUGAAACCCAGAGCAUUUAGGAUGAAGAUCUAUAGAGAUGAAGAGGAGUAUGAUGCAGCAUUGGAGGAUGCCAAAAAGAUAGAAGAACUCGACCCCCUAUAUCCAAAUAUUCAUAGGACUGUGAUGGAGUUGGAUAAACUACAGAAGGAGAAAUUUGAAAAGAUGAAGACUGAAGUAAUGUCUAAUUUAAAGAGCUUCGGAAAUACAAUUCUAGGCAAAUUCGGUAUGAGUUUAGACAACUUCAAACUGAAUCAAAAUCAAGAUGGAACAUACAAUAUAAACUAUCAGAAUCAAUGA
Molecule: messenger RNA, 672 nt
Organism: Stylonychia lemnae
Lineage: Eukaryota; Ciliophora; Spirotrichea; Sporadotrichida; Oxytrichidae
Source: the annotation of a GenBank genome assembly